AUGAUCUCCAUCUUCUUCACCACUCUCGGCGUGGCAGCACUGUACCUCUUCCAUGUCAACGCCGCCAUGAAACGGGUCCCCGAUGAGGCCCGCAAGUCCUCCCCGCACCGUUGGACAGUCGACGAAGUCAAGGCGGCUUACAAGAAGAUCCUCGAAAAUCCGAUCGAUAUCACAGACACUCUGCCUCCGAAGCAGUCGCGCCGCUAUAUCGUUGUGGGUGGAUCGGGUCUUGUGGGCGGCUGGAUCGUUUCACACCUUCUUGCUCGCGGCGAGGAUCCAGCUUCACUGCGAAUUCUGGAUCUUCUCACACCAACACAAGACAUCCUCGACCUUGGCGUUACCUUUAUCAAGACCAAUAUCACCGACGAACUCGCCGUGUCAACAGCCUUCGAACAACCAUGGCCAACAACCGUGGCCAAUCUGCCUCUAACCGUCUUCCACACUGCAGCCGUCAUUCGUGCCUUUGAGCGUCUAGAGAUCUACCUCCCACUCUGCACAAAGGUCAACGUCGAGGGUACCCAAAUUGUACUCAACGCUUCUAAGAAGUGCGGUGCCACAUGCUUCAUCUCUACUUCCUCUGGCUCAGUGACCUUGCACAAACCGAGUUUCUGGAUUGCGCCGUGGGAGACACUGCCUCGACGGAUUAUGCAGAUCCUGAGUGAUGAUGCGAAGUUACCAGAACGCCAUGAUGAGUUCUUCGGUAACUACGCUGUAUCCAAGAUUGCAGCGGAGCGUCUCGUUCGCUCGGCUGAUGACCCGGCCACUGGAUUCCGAACGGGCUGUAUCAGACCUGCGAAUGGAAUCUAUGGUAUUGGAAGUGAUGCCAGCGCGACAAUUACCGGCUUGUACCUACGCAGUGGCGGAAGUCCAACCUGGGUCCGCCCCGUAAUCCAAAGCUUCGUCAACGCCGAAAACGUCUCCCUAGCACACCUCCUCUACGAAGCCCGUCUCCUCGAACAAUCCUCGCCAAAAAGCAACCUCCCCAACAUCGGCGGCCAAUCCUUCGUAGUAACAGAUCCCAAUCCAGCAAUCUCCUUCACCGACGUCUACACCCUCCUAUCAACCCUCUCCAAGACACCAGUCUCUUUUCCAACCGUCCAACCGCUCCCAUUCCUAUUGCUAUCCUAUCUCGUUGAGGGAUACGCUUACAUCCAAGCCGCGCUGUUGCCGUGGCUUCUGCCCAAAGUGACGGGUGAUUUGUUGCAGAUUCAGCCGUCGCUAUUUGCUAUUACGGAUGUGUUUUGUAUCGCGGAUGAUGAGCGGGCUAGGAGGGGGCCUGAGGAGGGUGGGUUGGGGUAUCGGCCUGUUAUUACGACUUUGGACGGGAUGUGUAAGCAGUUGGUCGAUUGGAAUGCGAAGGCUGAUGCGAUGAAGGUUGCUGAGGUUGCGAGGAAGGUGGAGGGUGGUUCGGUUUCGGUGGGAAAGGAUGGUGUUAAUGUGAAGAUUGUUGCGCCGGAGAAGAAGUUGUGA
Messenger RNA from Penicillium subrubescens, 1470 nucleotides. Its product is annotated as putative 3-beta hydroxysteroid dehydrogenase/isomerase family protein. Gene Ontology annotation, molecular function: 3-beta-hydroxy-Delta5-steroid dehydrogenase (NAD+) activity. The record is from RefSeq and is a predicted model, not a curated record. Gene Ontology annotation, biological process: steroid biosynthetic process. The transcript has 3 exons. NCBI's taxonomy places the organism in Eukaryota, Fungi, Ascomycota, Eurotiomycetes, Eurotiales, Aspergillaceae. Bases 1 to 1470 code for a protein of 489 amino acids.